Molecule: messenger RNA, 808 nt
Organism: Moneuplotes crassus
Lineage: Eukaryota; Ciliophora; Spirotrichea; Euplotida; Euplotidae
Source: the annotation of a GenBank genome assembly
AAAUUAUUGAAGCCAUUAAUGCUCGGGAGAAGAGUUCUUCAAGAACGUGUCAGAUUAGUAAGGUAUUUCAGCCAGAAGCCUAAUGAAGCUCAGAAAGCGGCAAGAAGAGUUGAUCGGGCCAAGCCAAGAAGCCAAACUCUGAAACAGAAUACCACUCCAAAGGAGAGAAGGACUUAUUUAUGGUAUUAUGGUUUAGCUGCAGUUUCCUUUAUUGGUGUGCUUAAGGCAAGCUCAAAGGUAACAGAGGCAUUGCUGUUAGUGUCAGAUGAAUUAAAAUAGCACAUCUCCUAAAAUCAAAGAAAUAUAUGACUGAAAGAAUGAGUCUUACAUUAUCGAAAUGGAGCAAUCAGAGAUAGUACAUAAGGAUGUUUUACUUCAAAAUAAAUUCCCCAUUAUAAAAGCUGGUGUAGACCAUGCCUUCGAAGAAAAUUGCAGAAUCAUCUCUUCCAUUCCGAACCCAGCCUUGCUCUGAAGCCCCUUCAUCGCCUUCUCAACAGUAGGCAUGGGCCUCCACUUGCUUGCCUUCAUCCGCGGCCGUGGCCCUCGCACAAGGUGGAUCCAGAUGGCCAUGUGGCUGCUGAUCUACGCAACCCUCAAUGUGACUGCAGUGUCUAUGAUCACCCUCAGGAGCUGGCUGUCCAAGGACAUCCAGAGUUUCGUGGAGUACAUCAGAGUCACUGCCAGGGUGUGCACUCCGGAGCAGAUCGACGAGACAACUGACGUCACAAAGCUGGAGCCCAUGCUCCUUGAUUACUCCAAACUUUCAAGGAUGGACAAGAUCAAGCUCAAAAUAGCAAAUAUUUUCUAA